UGUGCAGUCAAUCAUAUGGGUAAUGAUAGUACGAAAGGGAGAUGCGGUUUGCUCGUCGAGUGGCAUCCUCGUUAUCAUAUCUGCCGACAACGAGCACUGGCAGGCCGGGGAAGUUCGCGGGUGGGGCUAACUGGCGCUCCGCCUUCGUCCGCCACGCCCUCUAGUGCGGUCGCCGUCCGUAACUAGCAUUGUUGAUGUUGAACAUGCCGCGACCUUCGCGCGGUCUCUACGACGAUCAAAAACCACCGUACUCCUAUAUUUCGUUAACAGCUAUGGCGAUCUGGAGCUCGCCGGAGCGCAUGCUGCCGCUGUCGGAGAUCUACCGGUUCAUCACGGACAGGUUCCCGUACUACCGGCGCAACACUCAGCGCUGGCAGAACUCGCUGCGGCACAACCUCUCGUUCAACGACUGCUUCGUGAAGGUGCCGCGCCGUCCGGACCGGCCCGGCAAGGGCGCCUACUGGACGCUGCAUCCGCAGGCCUUCGACAUGUUCGAGAAUGGAUCGCUGCUCAGAAGACGUAAGCGCUUCAAGCUGCAGAAGAAACAGAAAGACGACUUGAGCGCAGAAUUGGCGGCAUUAAUUAAUUUCAAUCGUGUAUUUCUUACGGAUCAGUCCAACAGGAUUCCAUCUUUGACAGAAAAAAUGUCAGAGGCGCCAUCAUGUAAAGAGAUCGAUUCUUAUAAAGAGUCGAUCAUUAUAGAGAAACCGAAAAAAUCUUUUUCUAUAGACAGUUUGUUAAGUGACGUUCGUGUGGAUGAAUCUGGUAAUGGAGCUGAUACUAUCAAUGGGAUUACCACAUGGACACCAUUACAACAAGACUUUUUAGCAAUGGCGAUGGUAACGUGGCCGAUUCAUUUGCAAGUUUCCAUGUUCGGACAUUUACAGUUUGGUUCACCUUUGAGUAGUUUGCAGGAUUUUUAUCGAUACGCUUCGACAGAGCCACGGUAAUGUUAUUUACAAUGCCUGUUAUUAAAAUCUUGUAGGUAUUUACUUAAGAUAGAUACGUAUUUUUGCAAGCGCUGUGAGUUUUGUGUAAUAUUUGAUGAUUUUAAUUGUAAAGCAAGUACCUACCUACCUAAUAUCUAAGUUGCCAAUAGUUGGAUGUCUAACACGAGCGUUUGUUACAGUGGAAUUGUAUAUAAAUAUUUUUAUUUAGAAAAUUAAGUAGGUAUGUUCAGAUCAGAAAUUUAGGUAUGUAUAAGAAAUUGUAG
Galleria mellonella (greater wax moth) is the source of this 1213-nucleotide messenger RNA. Its product is annotated as fork head domain-containing protein FD4-like. Gene Ontology annotation, biological process: regulation of transcription by RNA polymerase II; anatomical structure morphogenesis; cell differentiation. The transcript has a single exon. Gene Ontology annotation, molecular function: DNA-binding transcription factor activity, RNA polymerase II-specific; RNA polymerase II cis-regulatory region sequence-specific DNA binding. The record is from RefSeq and is a predicted model, not a curated record. Bases 195 to 950 code for a protein of 251 amino acids. Lineage: Eukaryota; Metazoa; Arthropoda; Insecta; Lepidoptera; Pyralidae.